This is a messenger RNA of Ricinus communis (castor bean), 1308 nucleotides long. RefSeq names its product senescence-specific cysteine protease SAG39. The record is from RefSeq and is a predicted model, not a curated record. Gene Ontology annotation, cellular component: lysosome. Lineage: Eukaryota; Viridiplantae; Streptophyta; Magnoliopsida; Malpighiales; Euphorbiaceae. The transcript has 2 exons. Gene Ontology annotation, molecular function: cysteine-type endopeptidase activity. Bases 164 to 1192 code for a protein of 342 amino acids.
GACCCUAGACACAAAUGAUCCACACAACACUUGAAAACUUUGCACUAUCUUUGUUCUUCUAACAUAAACACAGUUGUUUUUAGACAGUGUAAUUAUAAGUGUAUCCCGAAGCUGCUAUCGUCUGAACUACAACUGCACAAACUUCACCACCAAUACUCCAAAAAUGGCUUUACUAUGCAAGGGGAAAUUCUUGUUAAUUGCCCUCUUCUUUGUCUUGGCAAUGUGGGCUGAUCAAGCUUCUACCCGAGAGCUCCAUGAAUCAACCAUGGCUGAAAGACAUGAGAAGUGGAUGGCAAAACAUGGGAAGGUUUAUAAGGAUGAUGAAGAGAAACUAAGACGAUUUCAGAUAUUCAAGAAUAACGUUGAGUUCAUUGAGUCAUCCAAUGCUGCUGGGAACAAUUCCUACAUGCUUGGCAUUAACAGAUUUGCAGACUUAACAAAUGAAGAGUUCAGGGCUUCUUGGAAUGGAUACAAGAGACCUCUUGAUGCAUCAAGAAUAGUAACACCAUUUAAGUAUGAAAAUGUCACUGCUUUACCUUAUAGCAUGGACUGGAGGAGGAAAGGAGCUGUUACUUCCAUAAAGGAUCAAAGAGAAUGCGGAAGUUGUUGGGCUUUCUCGGCUGUGGCAGCCACUGAAGGGGUUCACAAGCUAAGAACUGGAAAAUUGGUGUCUCUAUCAGAACAAGAGCUUGUAGAUUGUGAUGUUAAAGGCGAAGAUAAAGGCUGUCAAGGUGGUCUAAUGGAAGACGCUUUCAAAUUCAUUAAAAGAAACGGUGGAAUCACAACUGAAGCUUAUUAUGCUUACAGAGGAAGAGAUGGAAAAUGCGACACCAAAAAGGAGGCUUCCCACGUAGCGAAAAUCACCGGCUAUCAAGUUGUUCCGGAAAACAGCGAAGCGGCAUUAUUGAAGGCAGUGGCUCACCAACCUGUUUCAGUCUCCAUUGAUGCUGGUUCAAUGUCCUUUCAGUUCUACCAAAGCGGUAUUUACGCAGGAAGCUGUGGAAGUGAUCUAAACCAUGGUGUUGCAGCAGUAGGGUAUGGUACGAGUAGCUCUGGAUCAAAGUAUUGGAUUGUCAAGAAUUCAUGGGGCCCUGAAUGGGGUGAGAGAGGAUACGUCAGGAUGAAGAGAGAUAUAACCUCGAGGAAAGGCCUCUGUGGUAUAGCCAUGGAUUGCUCCUAUCCAACUGCCUAACUACAAGCAUCGUCCGAUUAGAAAUAAUUUUGCAUUAUUGUUUCUUCAUUUUCUGAAUCAUGUAUUUGAAGCUCAGAAGUUCUAGCAAUGGAAGCUCAUAGCUAUUUUUGUGGUAA